This is a messenger RNA of Saprolegnia parasitica CBS 223.65, 3294 nucleotides long. RefSeq lists its product as hypothetical. Gene Ontology annotation, cellular component: fungal-type vacuole membrane. Lineage: Eukaryota; Oomycota; Saprolegniomycetes; Saprolegniales; Saprolegniaceae. The coding region runs from base 1 to 3294 and encodes 1097 amino acids. The record is from RefSeq and is a predicted model, not a curated record. The transcript is spliced from 18 exons.
AUGAAGCAGGCCGACGACGAGGAAGAUACGCGUCUGCUGGAGGACGCAACGGGCUUUGUCGAGCACGACGAGCCUGCGCGAUCGACGCGAUGGACGCUUCGGCGCAAGCUGGUCGUGGGCCUCGGGCUGCUGGCGGCGCUUCUCGUUGGCGUAGCCGUCUGCCUCCGCCCGAUCGCGCAGCACGCGCUGGCGACGACGGGCAUGACCAUCCGCCGCAUGCAGCUCGCGUCGCCCACAGCGCACAGCGCGCAACUCACGACGCAGCUCGAGGUGGCGUCGGGCAGUCUCUUUGGGGCGACGAUGGCCGCGACAACGCUCUAUCUGCACUUCAACGGGAGCAUCUUUGGCUCGUUCAUGACACCGUCGAUGGCCAUUUCGCAUGGCUCGUCGCUCCACACGAUCGCCAAUGCAACGCUCAACGUGACCGACAUGGCGGUCUGGGGCCGCUUUGCUGCCGCGAUGGUCCAGUCCAACACGACCGCAUGGAUGCUCUCGGGCUCGGUGGACCUCUCGGUGCACCUCGGGCUCUUCUCCGUGCCCAUCUCGGGCCUGUCGCUCGAGAAGGACAUGGUGUUGGUUGGCAUGCAUGGCCUUUCAACGCUCGCGAUCACGCAGAUGGACUUGACGGCGUCCACGGCGACGAGCGUGGUCGCGCACGUCGAGACGUGUCUCUGGAACCCAUCCGCCACCGCGCUCACACCCGUGGGCACGCUGUGCUUGGACGUCGCGUACACUGCGCCUGGCAACGUCACAGCACACGUUGGGCGCAUCUCGGGCGACGCCAGCCUCAACGUGACGAUGACCGACGCAUCAGACAGCGCGUGCCGACAUUUUGGGCCCACGGGCUACAACCACCUCGCGCUCACAGGGUCGAUUGUCUCGUCGGACCCGCUGGUGACGAGCGCGAUGAUCUCAACGUACCUCAGUGGCCGCGCCGCGUCCGUGAGCGUCACGGCCUGCACGCCACACGCCACGUCCAUCCCGCUCUACAAUGCAGCGCUGACCAACCUCUCGCUCCACUCGACGCUGCCACCUAACCCUGUGCCGCUCAUCUCGGAUCUCGCGUUCGAGUAUAUGCAAGUUGUGCCCGCGGGACCACGCACGGUGCGGCUUCAAACCCGCGUGGUGGUGACCGCCAACAGCCCGCUCGGCCCGCGCUCGCCCUUGGUGCUAACCAACAUGACGAUGCAGCUGCGGCUCGCCACGCCGGGUGCCAUGCUCGGUGCUUUGACCAGUACGUCGGUGGUCGUUCACGACGCGUUGGUGGCACAGACAAAGCUGCAUCUCGACCUCGCGGCCGACCUCGCGUUGACCCGCGAUGGCGAGCCGUUUGGCGUGUUUGUACAGCGCAUGCUUCGUGCGCCAAACGCCACGCUGGCACUUGCUGGACGGUUCGCGGUCCACGCCACGGGUGCCCUCGGCACGCUCCACUUGGCCGAUAUCCCGCUGCUGCUCAAUACGCCACUGCAAGGCAUGGAUGGCCUCUCGAAUGUGUCGGUCUUGAACUUUUCCAUGCCGGGGGUUCUAGCCCCCGAAGGCGAAGCGUUCUCGGCCACGAGUGUGAUUUGGAAUCCAUCCGUCGUCGACAUGCCAGUGGGCAACGUCGAGAUGACGUUGCGCACGGCCGACGAAGCAUUUGGUGUCGUCUCGGGCGUCAUCGCGAUCGCGCCCGGGAGCAAUGCGAUCGCGCUCACGGGCCAUCUCAAACCGUCGUUGGAUGCGCAUGGCGGCGUGAGUCGGGCCAUGAACGCCUUCUUUUCCAACUACUUGGCGUACAAACCGUCGGUGCUCGCUAUCGAGCUCACGCACGUGGCCCAGAACGUGCCCUGGUUGCAGCAAGCUCUCACGUCGUUUACGCUGCCGACGACCUUUCCCGGCGUCGACACGUCGUUUGCUCUCGUCAAGAGUCUUGCGAGUCCGCGCAUGCACGUGGUGUUUACCGACGACGGCGAGAUGCAUCUGCAGGCGACGCUGCUGGCGCUGAUCGCGAUGCCCGACGCACUGCGUCUUCCCGUCAACAUUACCCACCUCUCGCUCAUCGCCGACCUUGUCUUUGAGAAUGCGAGCGUCGGGCACAUGCACCUGCCCCGUCAAGGUGUCUCGUACACGGAGCUUGUGCCGGGCGCGGGGCAUCUCGAGAUUGAUAUGCCGCAUGCGGUGGCGUUGCGCAUUCCCGACACGUCUCGCGCCCGCAUGGCGGCGUUCAUUUCGGCGACGGUCUUUGCGACCGACGUGGUCUUGCUCUCGAUUGCGAGUGGGUCGAUGGACGGCGAUGGCGCGUCGCCGCGGGCCGAGACGCCCAUGGGAACGCUCGAGCUCUCGGGGAUCCCGCUGAAUGGCGCGAUGGCACUGCAAGGCAUGGGCGGCCUUGCAGGCAGUCCCGUCGAGAUCCAAAGCGUCGAUAUCACGCGCGGCACGGUGUCGGAGCUCUACUUGUCGAUGACCAUUGCCAUGCGCAACCCGUCGCAGAUGGCAGCGACACUCGGCGACAUGCUCGUGGACGUCUCCGUCGACGGACAAGGGCGUCUUGGGUCGGCGCGCUUGCACAACGUGUCGCUUGCGUGCUGCAAUGCGUCGAGCCUUGUGGCAGGGUCGUUUGUCCUGGCGCCGAGUUCGGCCGCGCUCGCCGAUGCCUUCUUGUCCAACUUUGUGUCGGGCUACUAUACCCACGGACGUCCGCAAACGAUUCACAUUCAUGGGACGCCGGCGAGCUCCAACAAGACGCUGCUCCAGCCUGCGCUCUCGCAGCUGUCGCUGGACACGGCCGUGCCGCCGCUGCCGAUGUUGUUUCCCGAGACACCGACGUUGGUCGCAAGCUCGUUCAUGUACCCGCCGUCGAUCUUUCACUUGCUCACAGUCGCGACGGCCCUUGUCCUGCGCAACCCGUUUGGCCACACGAUCGACGUGGCGGCGGUCGACCUCGAGCUGUACCCGUGCAAGACCCAGCGCAAGGAUUCUGCGGGCGUCCUUGUCUGUGAUGAGUAUUAUGAGCAGCUCCUCGCGCGCUUUCACCGAGGACAUGGCGGCGAUGGUGAUCCCGCCAAAAAACACGGCGGGCUGCCUCUCGUGCUGCCAAGGGACCAAGUGCGGAGCAACUGCCCGGGUGCUGUCGAAGGCACGUGCUUGCACGCGGAGGUGGCGUCGCUGCUCAACCCGGCGCUCAUCUCGGUGCUCUUCAAGACGAUGACAACAGGGCUCCUCAUGCGCGUCAACGGAACGCUCACGGCCAACGUGAACGCAUUCCCGAUGCACAUGCAUUACGCGCAAGACGGUCUCCUUGUGACCAUGGCCUAA